UAGGUACUACAAGCUUUUUCGACCCCACACUCGAUACCUUCUUAACAUAAAACCAACAAAUCAGUGUUUCCCCACAUCCAGAUUGACUGCACUCUUUUUUUUCCCCCUCGUAAACUUCCAGGGGGCGCUAUUGAAGAAACGUAUAUUUAUUAAAUUUUGUUUGUGUUGUAGCAUUAUGCUACACCUCUAACACUAACCUUCCAAUCAAGUGUUUAUUCGUAAUAAUAAUUUUUAUUCUUUUUAUGAAAUGAGUCUUACACAUUGAUGGCAGUGCGUUAGUUUAGCAUAACGCUGAAGGCCGGCAAUAGUGCGAUGAUUCACAGCCGAGUGUGGGAUGAUUGACAGCUGUCAUAUGGCCUGCCAGAAUAUUCCCUUCACACCUUUUGAGCCAACACCAUGCUGAAUUUGCUCCUUGCUAAAUGUGGCCCAGAGCAGCAUUAGCACAAUGUGAAGUGGAUGCUGCUUCCUUAUGUGUCUUACACACAUCCAUUUGGAGCGGUCCUUUGGGUUUUUUGGUUUUGGGAAAGGAUUUUUACACAGCUGUUUUAAUUCCGCUUAGGACUAAAUUGGUCAUUUCGGCUAUGCAUAAUUUGUGACAGACUCAAACUUUCCCCCAGGUUGAUUUACAUGCGAGUUCCACGUGUGCGUUUCCUUUUGUCCCUAUUUUUGCGCUUUAAAAAAAAACAGUUGGCGGUAAAUCCACACUGAACACAUGCGUGACAUAUCAACAAAAGUGUGUCAUUAUCAGACCCCCAAAAAAAUCCCAGACAGGGUGAUGACGUCACCGAAGGAACCAAUCGACGCGCGCGCGCGGGCUCUCAUCCGUCUUCCUCCUCAUCAUCCUCACCAUCAUCUUCAUCAUCUUUUUCCCGCCGCAGGAGGAGAAAGAAACGGACGGAGGAUGGAGGGAGAGCAGCAAGCAACAUGUCGUCAGGGAAAUGAAGUAGGACAAGAAGAAGAAGAGCAGAACCUGGAAGGGAGCGGAUCACCGAGAUACCCAAAGAACAGAAGACAUUGGCACACACACACACUGAGAGAAGAUGCCGUUCCACCAUGUGACGGCAGGCCUCCUCUACAAAGGCAACUACCUGAGUCGCUCUCUCUCAGACACCGACAGCGACGUGUUGGCCAGCAUCUCCGUGGAGGAGCUCCAUGAGAUCCGGGAAGCCUUCAAGGUUCUGGAUCGCGACGGCAACGGUUUCAUCUCCAAGCAGGAGCUGGGAAUGGCCAUGCGUUCCCUGGGAUACAUGCCCAGCGAGGUGGAGCUUGCCAUCAUUAUGCAGCGCCUCGACAUGGACGGUGAUGGCCAGGUGGACUUUGAGGAGUUCAUGACGAUCCUGGGACCAAAACUUCUUUCUUCUGAAACCAGAGAAGGUUUUCUGGGAAGCACCAUCGACACCAUCUUCUGGCAGUUUGAUAUGCAGAGGAUCACGCUGGAGGAACUGAAGCACGUACUCUUCUACGCCUUCCGAGACCACCUGACCAUGAAGGACAUUGAGAACAUCAUCAUCAACGAGGAAGAGAGCCUCAAGGAGAACGCGGGGAACUGUCAGACCGAAUUUGAAGGAGUGCACCCGUCCAAGAAGAACCGUCAGACCUGCGUGAGGAAGAGCCUGAUCUGCGCCUUCGCCAUGGCGUUCAUCAUUAGCGUCAUGCUGAUUGCAGCCAAUCAGAUGCUGAGGAACGGCAUGGAAUAGCCACGUCCACUGUGACACAUACCCACGCAUUCAUUUUUUUUCCUCAAGCUCCACCCCUUUACUCCGACAGCAGGGACUCUCAAGGGCUGCCGUUACCCACAAUCCUCCUCUGACAUCUUCGGAUGAUGCAAUAAGAAGGCGCCGGCGGCAGGAAGGAGCACUUGACUUUUGUUUGGACGCCACGUACGGCAAGGAGCCGCCGAAUGUGGUCAGAAGGUCCACGUGGACAGCAUCAAGUUCCGUGCGGAGGAACAAGACAUGUCCAACCUGGCGGACUCACUCAAGUAUGGUGAACACUCGUUCUGGCUGCCACAGGGAAUGCUGGGAAUUAUUUUUUUUUUUAAAUACAGUUUGCCGGUGUGGACUGUAAGUCCUCCAAGAGGGGGAUCAAACAGGGAUCUCUUUGAGACAAGAACCCCUAACACUUAACGUCCUCCUUUCUCGUCUUCCUCCACUGUCGUCCUCUUUUUCAUCCUCCUCCUUUCCCCUCUUCUGCCCUCAUCCUCUACUUUUCUUUUCCUCCUUUUCCCGUCUCCGCAAAGCAUGAAUAUUCUCCCCCGUUUGUCGCCACCUUCUUCCGACUUCCCGUUUCUCACGGCAACCGAGUGUGUCGAGGAGACCAGGCGGCGCCGUCCCGUCUCGUCCAUCUGUGCUGUGUCUGUGUGCGCGUGUGUCCUUUUCCGUCUUCUGACUUGUUGAAUCAAUUCACUGCUAUUGACUGAUUAAUGAUUGAUUGACGAGUGAUGCUGUAGGUCACUUUGCAUAAUAAGCUUUAUACAUGAUCAAGCACACAUAGCAGCAAUACUGAUACCACAAUACAAUAUCCAUUUUUGCCAAUUGGACUCCUCGUUAAGAGGGCCAACUGAACACUUAGCAGGAACGGUGAGACUCACCCUGGACUGGUCGCCAGCCAAUUGGCAGACAAACCAAUCCCAUUCAUAAUGUCAUGUCAUAAACGCCUGUUAGCUAAAUGCUAACACAUAAAUUGCGGAAAUCAGCAUAGAUGGUCACGAUAAAUACAACUGCUACGUUAACACACAUGGUGCAGCAACACAUAUAGACCGAGCAUACAACUAUACGCAGAGACAUAUUUUCUCUGCUCCGUGUGAACUAGUAGGGUAGCUAAUCUGUGCCGUCUGGCGGCUUGGCACAACUCUGAAUUGGGACGGAUCAAUUUAAAAAUGACGGGUUUUAAAUCUGCGAUAUUGCGCUUGUUCACUGUAAAACGAAGCAACAUAAAACUAGCAGCACCUUUACUAAAAAAAGGAAGAAGCCACGUGGUCUCCUAGGCCCCGCCCACACGUGUUGUGUCUGUUAUAUGUGAAUUCUAUGAAGUAACAAAACACUGUGACUGCACAACUCCAGUGACACUCUUGCGCCGGGUGACGUCACUCUGAGGCGGAAUGUGUUUUCCAAGCCAUAACGGGAUGACCAGCAACCUUUGUGAAAUUGCGCCCUCUUGUGGACAGCACGCAAACAGCGUGUUUGUUUACGCCACAAUAAUAUCACGUUUUAAUUUAACAAUUUGUUAAUUAUUGUCGUCAUGAUACAGUGCACUUGUACAAGCACAAUAAUAAACAUAUUGUUAGUUUAAUAAUGAUAAAGUGAGCAUCAUAGCUAGAUUAUUUUUUUUCUUGUUUGAUGGUGUACCUAAUGACUUGUCUAGUGAGAAGUGUCAAGGGGUGGGCAAACAAUAUUUUAAAAAGAACAGAUAGGCCAUGUCAUUUGUAGACGAGAUACGUCACCGUUAAAACGUGUAUGUAACACAUGUAAAAAAGUUUUAUAAAAUAAUGGGAUAAUUAUGCUGCAUUGAAUUCAUUGCCAAUUAUUCCUUAAACCAAUAAUUAAAUGUGUCACAUAGCGUAAAUAAUAAGUGAUAGUUCAUUGCCAUUUUAAAAUAAUUACUAUAUUAUAACCAAUUAUGUAUGUUAAAAAAAGUCAAAUGCAUGUGUAAAAUAUUUCGGUAAGAAUUCAUUCUCGUUUUCAUUUUCAUGUAAUAAUAUGGAUGGACCAAUCAUUUAUUUAAACAAAUAAUUACAUUGUAAAUGCAUGAAUAAAAUAC
Syngnathus typhle (broad-nosed pipefish) is the source of this 3759-nucleotide messenger RNA. It is a transcript of the gene caln1, whose product is annotated as calneuron 1. The transcript is spliced from 7 exons. NCBI's taxonomy places the organism in Eukaryota, Metazoa, Chordata, Actinopteri, Syngnathiformes, Syngnathidae. The record is from RefSeq and is a predicted model, not a curated record. Gene Ontology annotation, molecular function: calcium ion binding. The coding region runs from base 1041 to 1697 and encodes 218 amino acids.